AUGAUCGCCACUUUGUCCAGGAACGCUCGGGCUGACCUCCGGUCGAGCCACCUCACCCUAGAGCAUUUUCUCAUGCGAUCGCGAACGCUCUCCCUGUAUCGCAAAUACGUUCGCGCCACAAGAGACAUUCCACAUCCGGAAGCUCGAUGGGAGACGAUUCAAUUCUUCCGUGACGAUGUCCAUCGCUUCCGACACGAGACCGAUCUCGAACAGAUCAAAGGUCUCCUCAUGCAAGGCCAUCGCUUUCUCAAGCAGAUGCAGGGGCAAUGGACCUUGGCCGGUGCUUCAUCAGAUGGAUCCGCCAACAAACUUCGUGGCACGCGGCAGCUUUAG
This is a messenger RNA of Mycosarcoma maydis (corn smut), 333 nucleotides long. RefSeq lists its product as uncharacterized. NCBI's taxonomy places the organism in Eukaryota, Fungi, Basidiomycota, Ustilaginomycetes, Ustilaginales. The transcript has a single exon. The record is from RefSeq and is a predicted model, not a curated record. Gene Ontology annotation, cellular component: mitochondrion. Bases 1 to 333 code for a protein of 110 amino acids.